Molecule: messenger RNA, 1196 nt
Organism: Haliotis rufescens (red abalone)
Lineage: Eukaryota; Metazoa; Mollusca; Gastropoda; Lepetellida; Haliotidae
Product: protein shisa-4-like
Exons: 4
Coding region: 124-702 (192 amino acids)
Source: RefSeq, a predicted model, not a curated record
UCAUUGUCACACCUGUUUUGCAAGUGUGUCAUGUCUCAUUGCCUGCCCGUGGCCUACAUACAGGCCAACCCGUGGAUAGUCAAUACACUUCUUUAACUGUCAUCUAACAGUCUUCAAACAUUGAUGGUCUUAUUUGGUACCAUGGGUGGUGUAAGAAUCGGAUGUGUUAUCCUUACCUUGGUAACAUUUUCUUAUGCCUUUCUAAUAUGCACCGAGAAACAAUACGACGGGACUUAUAAGACAAAGACCUGCCCUAACUCAAAGUACUGUUGUAGCUCGAGCACCAGCUACUACACCAAAUCCUAUACGUGGACCACAGGAGCUAUUGUCGGCAUCGUCAUUGGAGUCCUCGCGUUCAUCGGUCUCAUUGUGGGAAUCAUCAUCUGCUGUGUCUGCUGUUGUAGGUCAUCACAAGUACGAAGAGGUCACGUAGUGCAAGACCAACAACAACUGACCGUAGUAUCAGGCACAACAAACACAGCAUAUACUCCUGGGUAUGGCUACCCGGUUCAAUCGACUCCAGGGACAUACCCGCCUCCUCCAAACUACGCCCCACCAGCCUAUUCUCCAGAGAUGCAGGGAACACACCCUCAAGGUGCAGCAUACCCACCCCCACAAGGUGGAGUAUACCCAUCCCCACAAAGUGCAGCAUACCCAGCCCCACAAGGUGGAGUAUAUCCGCCCCAACAAGGUGGUUUAUAAUCGAGUGUAACUGCCCCAACAAGGAGCUACCUUUUCCCUACCAAGGGCAGUUUCCACCCUCAAGCUUUCGAAGAUAACCCAAUACCCAAUUAUAUAAUUAGCACCAUAAAAGAACGUUACGAAAUUCAAAUGCUAUCACAUAUCCCACAUGCUGUUACACAAUAUCAUCACUUACGUAUCGAACGCUUCAUCUCAUGGCAGCAAUAUUUGUCGGUGACAAGAGCUUCAUAUUUUGUAACUUUCUUCCAGUGUCUGUACAUUUAUAACCCGUAAUGUAUAAUGCUUAUUCUUCCGACCAACAAAGGUAACUGAUGUGUUUCUUUUCACAAAAAGGGAGAAAGGCAUAUUAAAGAUGUGUACCAGUGCUUGGUGUAUAUUUAAUAUGUUUUUUUAAGUUUGUUUGUCCAUAUAAUACAUAUCAUAUCGACUACUUUUCUACACUGUAAUUAGACAAAUCCAUUUCAACCUUCAACAAUAAAAGUAUUUUUCUACAA